UGAUCGCCGCAUUACGAUUCCCGAACCGACUAGUAACCAUUUCAUUAAAAAUUAUCAAGGGUGUAUAUUGGAAUAGCCGUGUUAUGAUUUGUCAAUGGUGGAUUACAUGUAAUUUUACUCUGGAUACAAUUGCAAAAUAUGCCGCAACCACCACCUAGAAAGGUGAAGCCCAGUGCUCAAUUAAAAACCUUGCACAGUGAACAACUGUCAAAACUUCAGGCAAAGCACCAACAAGAAU
Ruditapes philippinarum (Manila clam) is the source of this 238-nucleotide messenger RNA. Its product is annotated as F-BAR and double SH3 domains protein 2-like. The record is from RefSeq and is a predicted model, not a curated record. Gene Ontology annotation, cellular component: recycling endosome; neuromuscular junction. Gene Ontology annotation, biological process: regulation of actin filament polymerization; neuromuscular synaptic transmission. NCBI's taxonomy places the organism in Eukaryota, Metazoa, Mollusca, Bivalvia, Venerida, Veneridae.